GAGGUUGGUACCCCGCAGCCGGGAGCAGGAGGAUACCCGCAGCCGGGAGCAGGAGGAUACCCGCAGCCGGGAGCAGGAGGAUACCCUCAGCCAGGGGCAGGAGGAUACCCUCAACCGGGGGCAGGAGGCUAUCCAUCCAUGCCCCCAGGAGGUGGAGGCUGGGGUGGAGCACCGGGUGGAGCACCAGGUGGAGCACCAGGUGGAGCACCAGGUGGCUAUAGCGGGCCUGGAGGAUACCAAGGGGGGCCUGCUCCAGGCCAACCCAUGCCAAAUUGCCCUGGAGCCCCUCCAGCUAACCCCUCAAUGCCUGGAUAUGGUGGUGGAUUUCCGUCCACCCCUCGGGCACCUUAUACAGGACAGAGAGGUGCUAUUAAAGAUUGUCCAGGGGCAGAUCCUCUGAGGGAUGCUGAAGUUCUUCGAAAAGCUAUGAAGGGUUUUGGCACCGAUGAAAAGGCCAUUAUUGAACUUCUGGGGAGUCGUUCAAACAAACAGAGGGUUCCAAUAGUAGUUGCCUACAAAACGACUUAUGGAAAGGAUUUAAAACACGAUCUGAAAUCUGAGCUCACUGGAAACUUUGAGAAACUGGUUCUUGCCAUGUUGAUGAGCCCUGCACACUACGAUGCAUUUGAACUCAGAGAAGCUAUAAAGGGUGCAGGAACCGAUGAAAACUGCCUGGUUGAGAUUCUUUCCUCGCGUUCCAAUGCGGAGAUUCAAGAAAUCAACCGAAUUUACAAAGCCGAGUACGGGAAGAGCCUGGAGGACUCCAUCAUGCACGAUACUUCCGGUCACUUUCGAAGACUUCUGGUUUCUCUCUGUCAGGGAAGUCGUGAUGAAAGGGAGAAUGUUGACAGCAACCUGGCCAAACAGGAUGCUCAGAAACUGUAUGCUGCUGGAGAACAUAAGCUGGGAACUGAUGAGUCUCAGUUUAACGCUAUCCUGUGUGCUCGCAGCAGGAGCCACCUUCAGGCAGUCUUCCAGGAGUACCAGAAAAUGACUGGGAAAGACAUUGAGAAGAGCAUAUGCAGUGAAAUGCAUGGCGAUUUGGAGCAUGGCAUGGUGUCUGUGGUGAAAUGCAUCAAGAACGCCCCUGCCUUCUUUGCCGAAAGACUCAAUAAGGCCAUGAAGGGCGCAGGGACCAAGGAUCAGACCCUCAUCCGCAUCAUGGUGUCCCGCUCUGAGAUAGACAUGCUGGACAUCAGACAGGAGUAUAAGAAGAAAUACGGAAAAUCACUGUACACUGACAUCGCAGGUGAUACCUCCGGGGACUAUGAGAAGCUGCUGCUGAAGCUCUGUGGAGGCAAUGACUAAAAGGAAAGGAAGACAGCCUCUCAUAAGGAAGCUAUAUAUACGGUCACACUGAAGAAUGUUAUAGUACUUUAUAUCACCACUAUCUGAUGCAUGCAGCUAUUGUAACGCUUCCUGUGACAAUAAGAAAUCAACGUUAAAUUUGCAUUACUUUUUUGCUAUUGUGUAAUUGCCAAAUAGUAAUCUAUACUAAUAUGAAUAUACAAUUUCAGUAGAUUGCUUUAUUGUUAUUGGACAAAUGGUAGAGUGCUAAAGAUGUGGGUGCUUGACAAUUUUAUACUUAAUUAAAAGCUAACUGUAUUGUAUUACUAAAAUAACUAUCAAUCAUAAAUGGUCUUUAUAUAGCUUUUUCUGCACACUGAAAGCCCAUUGGCCGUUCACCAGAGGCGGUGUCUUGCCCAAGGACACUUUCUACCUACAGUUAGUAGAUUAUAUCUGCUGUACCUCCUGAGCCACGGCAACCCCUCAUAUAGAGUAGUAUUUAAAAUAAAACAAUCUGCUAAACUUAGUCUAAUUUUGUUUGUAAUCAUAAUUAAAGAAAACCACAUUUGGUGUAAAUUUUUAUUUUAUAAAAUAAAAGAUGCAGAACAAGGCAAGUGACUAAUUUAGGUAAUAUAUGCAGUAAAAGGAAUCAUAAAGGUUUACCUCACCACCAGUUACUUUAACUAUUUGGAAGUGAAAGAGUAGAAAAGUGUGUGAAACUCAUGAAAUGUUAUAGCAAAUUAAAACCUACUUACCCAGCAGAUAUGAUCAUUUGAUGUGUGUGUAACUGCUCACAGUUAAAUCCCAGGUGAUUUGUGAAUGUAAGAAAUAAAGAUCUGCAGAGGGCAUUUCCUCUUUAACCUGUCCCUUAUCAGUUUUACUUCUGCUUGAAGGUCUAUGCAAAUUAGCUGUUCACUUUAUAUCAUUUAUAUAAUCUUUAUAGAACUUUACUCUUGAAAUGUAAACCUUUCAAAUCAUGCCUCUGCAUUUUCAUAUCUGCAUAUUGAAAAGCCAAAGCCUAGACACAGAUCAUUUGUGCUUUUGUAUUACCUAUAGUUUGUGUUAGUGUGGUUUAUCUCAGACAAUCUUUAAUCAUACUUGUAUGGCUGCACAAAUGACUGAUUGUAAAUAUUUAGUUUACAUUUUCUUUCAUAGUGUCCUUUACUAGUUUGGUUUACUGCCAAUAGAGGGCUCUUGGUUCACAUUGCCUGCUGACUUAGUUUGUCUUUGAAUAUCUACUGCACUAACUCUAGUUUGCAAUGUAACAUGAUGAUAAUUGAAAUUCAAUGGUGGCCUCUUCAGUUUUCUAACAUUUUGCCAUUUGAUACUCCCGCUGUUUGCCAAGACUUAAAACCAGCCACUUCUCAUUUCAAUAAAACUUUUUGGCAUAUC
Messenger RNA from Monopterus albus (swamp eel), 2679 nucleotides. RefSeq names its product annexin A11-like. The record is from RefSeq and is a predicted model, not a curated record. Lineage: Eukaryota; Metazoa; Chordata; Actinopteri; Synbranchiformes; Synbranchidae. The transcript is spliced from 14 exons. Gene Ontology annotation, biological process: phagocytosis; cytokinetic process. Bases 139 to 1308 code for a protein of 389 amino acids. Gene Ontology annotation, cellular component: vesicle membrane; nucleus; cytoplasm. Gene Ontology annotation, molecular function: phosphatidylserine binding; calcium ion binding; calcium-dependent phospholipid binding.